Messenger RNA from Eublepharis macularius, 2584 nucleotides. It is a transcript of the gene BANP, whose product is annotated as BTG3 associated nuclear protein. Lineage: Eukaryota; Metazoa; Chordata; Lepidosauria; Squamata; Eublepharidae. The transcript is spliced from 14 exons. The record is from RefSeq and is a predicted model, not a curated record. Gene Ontology annotation, molecular function: DNA binding. Gene Ontology annotation, biological process: negative regulation of protein catabolic process; protein localization to nucleus. Bases 248 to 1774 code for a protein of 508 amino acids.
CCGGAGGAUCUCUCGCGAGGAAGGACGCCAUUAUCGCAGCCGCCCGACCAAACACCACGAGAAUUCGGCAAGGCAAACGAGGUGGCGGCCACCCUCCCUGUGUGUCCUUGUCUACAGACAGAAUAACCAAGAGGACUUCCUGAACCGGCCGGGGAAUCUCAGUGAAGCAGCUGUCGGAGCAGCAGCCCCAGUCAUCCUGCUUUAGAUUUGAAUGCAUUGACGGCUCCUUGCUGCCGCCUGAUUCUGAAUGAUGACAGAACAUGACUUAGCUGAUGUGGUUCAGAUUGCUGUGGAGGACUUGAACCCGGAUCACCCAGUUGUGUUGGAAAAUCACGAAGUAGCGGACGAGGAUGUAGACCCGCCUUUAAAGCGUCCCCGGAUAGAGAUCAAUUGCCAGGACCCCUCAAUUAAGUCGUUCCUGUAUUCCAUUAACCAAACAAUAUGCCUGCGCCUGGAUAGCAUCGAAGCGAAGCUGCUGGCCCUGGAAGCCACCUGCAAGUCCCUGGAAGAGAAGCUGGACCUUGUCAUGAAUAAGCAGCACAGCCCUAUCCAGGUCCCCAUGGUGGCUGGCUCCCCGCUGGGCGCUACACAGACGUGCAACAAAGUGAGAUGUGUCGUCCCUCAGACCACGGUAAUACUUAACAACGAUCGUCAGAACUCCAUCGUAGCCAAGAUGGUGGGGCAGGAGGAGCCACUGAGCAGAGGAGCAGAUUCACUGGAAAAUAUCCUUAGCAAUGCCAUUCCUGGACGUAGACAGAACACCAUCGUAGUGAAGGUCCCAGGGCACGAUGACAGUCACAAUGAAGAUGGGGAGAGUGGCUCUGAAGCCAGCGACUCAGUCUCCAACAGUGGCCAAUUAGGAAACCAGAGUAUUGGAAACAACGUUACCCUUAUUACCCUGAACUCUGAAGAGGAUUAUCCUACUGGAACUUGGCUGGGAGAUGAAAACAAUCCUGAGAUGCGGGUGCGCUGCCCCAUCACGGCUGCAGACAUGCUACACAUCAGCACCAACUGCCGCACAGCCGAGAAGAUGGCGCUGACGUUACUAGAUUACCUCUUCCACCGAGAAAUCCAAGCCAUCUCCAACCUCUCUGGGCAAGGAAAGCAUGGGAAGAAACAGCUAGAUCCUCUCAUGAUUUACGGCAUUCGCUGUCACCUUUUUUAUAAGUUUGGAAUUACAGAAUCUGACUGGUACAGGAUCAAGCAGAGCAUAGACUCCAAAUGCCGAACAGCUUGGCGGAGAAAACAGCGGGGCCAGAGUCUUGCAGUCAAAAGCUUUUCAAGGCGCACACCUUCCUCAUCGUCUUAUAGUGGCUCAGAGAGCGCUCAGAGUACAGCGUCUGCCCCAAAUGAAAUCCAAGCAAGCCAGCCACAAGCCCUGCACUACGCCCUGGCCAAUGCCCAGCAAGUCCAGAUUCAUCAGAUAGGAGAGGAUGGACAGGUCCAAGUAGGUCACCUCCAUAUAGCCCAGGUGCCACAAGGAGAGCAGGUGCAGAUCACGCAAGACAGCGAGGGUAACUUGCAGAUACAUCAGGUUCAUGUUGGACAAGAUGGGCAGGUGCUACAGGGUGCUCAGCUGAUCGCUCUUGCCUCCUCGGAUGCCUCAGCUGGUGGCGUUGAUGGAUCGCCGCUCCAAGGGAGUGAUAUCCAAGUCCAAUAUGUCCAGCUGGCGCCUGUGACAGACCACUCAGCUGCGAAUCAAAGUGCAGAUUCUCUUCAGUCCGCUAUCCAGCCAGAAAUGCAAAUAGACCACGGAGCCAUUCAGAUCCAGUGAGUGAGAUCCAGUGGGAGAGCAGCAACCUCCAGCGCCGGCCAUCUCAGGCAGCAGCUCCAGAUUCCAGCUGAAGAGCAUGUCCCUGGCCUUUCAGCCUGAGGGGAACGGUCUUACUGGUGUUUCCUGUACAUACAAGUUUGGCCCCGCUCUGUUGAUCUGAUCGUCUUGGUCUACGCAUAGGUCCGCUGAUGAAGGCGCUCCCCAGAGCCCGGCAAACAGCUGCAAGGAGCUGCCAUAUUUACACUCCGGGAGAAAAAGACUCCAAAUAUAUGAGGUUUAGCCAUACUCUCUCUUUUUUUUUGUUUUAAGCAAAUAAUCUUGCAGGAGGCAAAACCUGGUUCAAUUAAUUAAUCAAGAGAUUACAAGCGAAUUAAUGUACCAUUCUUUCAUUUGUUUUGUGACUCAUACUCCUGAAAGUGUGUCGAUACCUUAUUGGACACAUGGCUGUCUUGUGGUGCGUACCCCUUACCACACCAAAAGAAUCAAGAGUGCAAAUAUAUUUUGCUGUUCAGAGAUUUUUUUUUUGGUAUGAUCUUUAUAACAAAAAAAGAGGUAUUUAAGAAAGAAGGAAAACGGAGGGAAGGUCCAUUAUUACAAACAUUAGCUAUUUUGCUGGUGGUUUUUCUGUUUCAGUAUAAUCGACAAGUAUUUGCAAAAAACAAAACAAAAAAGAUCAAAAAACCCUUCCUGGAAAAGCCUAACCCUUUAUUUGUUUGUACUGUUGCUUAACUAGUUUUCUAAGGGGAAAGCUACUAUCCAGCAGUGUAAUUAUGCAUUUCUAAGGAAAUAAAUGUGUAUUUAUGAACAACA